Hyaloscypha bicolor E is the source of this 2140-nucleotide messenger RNA. RefSeq lists its product as uncharacterized. The coding region runs from base 222 to 1757 and encodes 511 amino acids. The transcript is spliced from 7 exons. NCBI's taxonomy places the organism in Eukaryota, Fungi, Ascomycota, Leotiomycetes, Helotiales, Hyaloscyphaceae. The record is from RefSeq and is a predicted model, not a curated record.
CAGCUUCGGUGCACAUUGUUCGAACGAACGAACUGUCGGUAGUUUUAUAGCACUGCAUCGUCCAGUCCUCACUAUUCAGGGCGCAGUUACUCGGCGAACUUGCCAGGUCGCCAUCAGCCUCAUCCGAUUUCGUUUAAGAGGCGCGGCCUUGCGACACCGAAGCGUUACAUCACGAAUCUCGACGGCGUUCGUAGCAAAGUGGCCCUCUCACGUGCGAUGUGAUGGAUUGGGCUCGUGAUAAUUCAGGAUUGAGCGACAGAGACCUCGAUAAUGUGUUCAAGUAUGAAGAGAAAUCCACGACGGUCGUGCGGAUGCUGGCUGGGGAGAAGCAACCUAUAAUUUGGUCCUUGGAAGGGAAAGAUGAAUGGGAAGAUUGGAUUCAAAAUGAAUGUCCGCAAAUCAAUUGUUCAGAAUCGGGCCUGGUACUGAUAUUAGCAAAACGCACCGGAGAACGGACCUUUCCAAGCGUGAAGAAAGUUCAGUAUAGUGACUGGUUAAAGUGCGUCAACGAAGAGAUGCCUGGCAGGAUUAAAACACAAAGAACGAUGAUGACCAUUUCAUCAUUAAGUAAGGAACUGCAAACCGCAGAUCCAAGCUUGGGGAUUUCCAAUCUGAGUGGUCAACGCAGCGUUAGGACGUUGCCAUUCUCAAAAGACACAUUCCAACUCAUCACGAGCAACUUCUACACUCAUAGCUCGAUAGCUCGAGUCGUAAGUCGCGCUGAUAUUCCUGUUUUCUUCAGUGCAGAGAUCCAGAUGGAAGACAAAAAGGGGCACGUUUAUCCAGCAUAUGUUUAUAACUGCCGUACAAGUAAUGCGUGGGACAUGGACUUAGCAUUGACAGCUACUUACUUCCCGCAAAGUGGUUUGACCUUUGCUAUACUAUUUGGAUGUCCAUUGUCAGUUGAGGAAGAGAUCUUGAGGCGCUUAUCAUUUGCAACAGCCGAGGCCUCUCAUCCACUGUUAAUGCCAGGAAUUUUUGCAGAGCUUGAAAGAAGUCGACACGUACCUAUAGUUGAAACCACAAUUGAUGAAAUAGAGACGAGGAUAUUUGAGUUGGACUUCCAGUCUUCAGAUAUAGAAGGAAUGCCGGACUCAGAAACAAAGAAACGAAACCAAGCAAAGCGAUCUGCGUGGCUAGACACGACAUACCUCAGAAAUGGACUGGUAAGCUGGAACACCCAAUUGGUUAAGAUCCCUCAGCACGCGGAUGAACUCAAGGAGACGAUAUUCAAACGUAGAAUCCACGAGAAAAGAGAAAAGCGUGUUCAGGACACAGAACAGGACACAGAGCGACCUUUCAUGGUCCAGCAGGAGCCAGAAGCUUCCAACGAAAUGCUGCGUCGGGUUGGGGAUAAGAUUAGCGGCCGCAUUCAAGGCAUCAUUAACGAGUACGAUGACAAGAUCCGAGAUUGUACGAUGAGAGUUGAAGGAAUGGCAAUGGCUACACAAUGGGCUCUUGGUGAAACAAAUGUUGAGAUUGCUUUGUCUACAGGUCGAGACUCCCGACAUAUGAGAUCUAUUGCUAUCGUUACAAUGGUGUUCUUACCUGGAACUUUCUUCGCGACCGUCUUCUCAAUGACUUUCUUUAACUGGUUCGGUGCACCGGGCAAAGUGGUGUCGUCUUAUUUCUGGAUAUAUAUAGUUAUAACUGUGUUUUUUACUCUCCUUACUCUUGGCUGCUGGUGGUAUUUCAUUACAUACCGUCCCUCCAGACUUCGAAAACCGACAUCUGAAGAAGAAAUACCGCUUGUAUGAAAAGGAUAGACACUUGCAUUGCUGAGAACGGCUCUGCUGGAGGCGAGGGAUAUGUACAUUCUGAGUUUAUGAAUUUGCAAUUUAUCAGUAAUCUUGGAUACGUUGUUCUUUUGAUCAAAAAAGUCAGGCUGUACUGCAGAAUGUGGUGCAAGAUCUAGGUACACUUCCAACCUCCAGAAAGAUCUAAGGACGGGAAGAAUAUCGAAGCACAUUUCAAUAUAGCUUUCCCUUGGAAGAAUGUAAAUAUUUUUGAGCCAACGCACUUAUCAAGAUUGAUUUUUUCAUCUGUCGCUAGGUAGUUUUUCUUGGGAGAGCUAUACGUAUAAUAGGUGGAGUUGCCCCCCUUAACUCUCCUUUCCCAAAUGCCAGUUCGCAUCCAAAGC